This is a messenger RNA of Fusarium falciforme, 1089 nucleotides long. RefSeq lists its product as hypothetical. NCBI's taxonomy places the organism in Eukaryota, Fungi, Ascomycota, Sordariomycetes, Hypocreales, Nectriaceae. Gene Ontology annotation, molecular function: helicase activity. The record is from RefSeq and is a predicted model, not a curated record. Bases 1 to 1089 code for a protein of 362 amino acids. The transcript has a single exon.
AUGAGCCUGCACCGAGACCUGGUCCGCGGAACAGGCUUUUAUGAUACCUUGCUAGGCAACGUUCCUCCCGGCCGUUCUCCCGAGCUUUUGGGCAACCUAGGCAGAUCACUCCCCGUGAUCAACCUCCUAGGAACCGACAAAGACCGCAUCAGAGCUCUGAUGCAGGAGGCUCUUCCCCAAGAUCGAGCCAGGUUCCAGACAUACCUGAGUGAGAGGCCGCUCGGGCUCGGAGUCAUCAGUGCUGGCCUUGGAAACACAACUGCCCUCGCCGUUGGCACGAUUGGCAUGUCGUGCAGCCUGGGCAAGAUCUACGCCACCGGCCCGACAGAUACCGCUGUGAACAACUUCGCCGCUCGACUCGACCGUGUGGACACCAGCGCCACGGACCGCAUGAACGAGGGCAACGAUGAAGGGAACCGUGUUCGAUACAAGCAUGUUGUCCGCGGUUACAAGCUCGAUGACGAAGCAUCUGCCUUCCUCCACCUGUUGCGAUUCCCCGACGAUGGGGACAAGGCUGCCCCAAACUCGUUCUUGUUAGGCCAGUCAGAGUGGAAGAUGCACCUAUCUGCCGCAUAUUGGCUUCUUGUCCUCCUGCGCUCCCCCAACCCCAAGGUCCGCCCGCUCCGUCGGAAUGAGAGCGUUGCCCUUCACGAGAUGCGAAGCCGCAUCGAAAACGAUGAGCAGUUGCACCGCCUUCGUGCCGUGGCCUCUCAAGGGAUCGAUUGGAUUGAAUAUGAGCAAGGCCUUAUGGUAAGCAAGGAUAGACUUGACUCGUUGUUGGAGGACGUUGUUUCCAUCGCAGAUAUCGUCUGCACCACGCCAUCGCUGUCGGCCAAGGAGCCCUACUCCCCCUGGAAACGCAAGGCCCAGGGCAUUGCGGUAGAUGAGGCCGCGUGCAUUAGCCGCCCCGACCUCUCCUGCGUCUGGGGCAACACGCUUCUGCCCUGCCUGAUGGCCGGAGACGAUAAGCAGCUCCCACCGGCGGUGCUCAACUCCCACAACCGGUUCGGCCAACAUGCCAAGAUCUCGCCGUUGCUGUGGUUCAAGGCCAUGGGAUGGCCCAUCUACCGCGUCGGGUUGUCCAGGUAG